Molecule: messenger RNA, 3085 nt
Organism: Chroicocephalus ridibundus (black-headed gull)
Lineage: Eukaryota; Metazoa; Chordata; Aves; Charadriiformes; Laridae
Gene: HSD11B1L
Product: hydroxysteroid 11-beta dehydrogenase 1 like
Exons: 8
Coding region: 744-1712 (322 amino acids)
Cellular component (GO): intracellular membrane-bounded organelle
Molecular function (GO): oxidoreductase activity
Source: RefSeq, a predicted model, not a curated record
UUCUGAAGUAGAAAGCAGCAAUAUAAAAUGCAGAAGGCUUUUACUGUAAAACUGGACUUUCAAGUCGUGGUUUAAAUCAGGAAUUGGUGCUGACUCCACAGGUUUCUGUGGAGUGUUCUAUUAGGGACAGACAUUUUAAAAAUAAUUCCCCGAGUCCACUUCAUUUGAGACUGUCUGUCCUGGAGCAAAUGAAAGGCUGAGAAAACGGUAGUUGAGCAAGGCAGGAGGAUAGAUGGGAUGAUUUUUUGAGCUUUCUCCAGACCUGUUUUCUGGCCUUUUUUGAUCCCUUCCUCUCGUGCGAGAGCAGAUUUAAUUCUCUUCAGGCCUGCAGCUUUACAUGUUUCAUUCUGACAAAGUUAAUUCCUCUGAGCAGGGACGUGUGCUGCUCGGCACAGCCAAGCCCUAGUCCUUCUUGGCAAAUGCAAACCGUUUGCAGGACGGUGGUGUUCACUCCCCUUCAGCAGGGGAGCAGCAGCUUCUUUGCAGCUUCCUCUCAAAGCGUUGAUCGCCCUUGACCUCUCUGUCUUUCAUUCUUGACAAAGGUGACUUUGGCUCCCGGUGGGGAGACUUCUCAGGUGGGGUCUCAGUUCUACACAGCACCUCUCUUCUGUGCAGGACAAAAAUGCAGGACUUUACAUGCCUCUUGCAGGUUGGCUUCCAGCAUCAGAGGAAGGAGAUUACAGUACUUUGGCUGGAGUCGUCAGCUUCAAGACUUCACUUCGUUCUUCAUAACUUGGAGGGAUAUGAAGCCGAUUGGGAAAGUGCUUUGUGCUACAGGGAUCAUAGCUGGGCUCCUAGCUUUCUUCUGGAAAGACCCGUUUAACGCAGAGAGCUUGUCUGGUGCCCGUGUUCUCCUGACUGGAGCCAGUGCUGGGAUUGGGGAGCAGAUGGCCUAUCAUUACGCCAGAUUUGGUGCUGAAAUUGUUUUGACUGCUAGGAGGGAAGCUGUGCUGCAGAAGGUGAUGGAGAAAUGCCUGACACUCGGAGCAAAGAAAAUAUUUUAUAUCCCUGCAGAUAUGUCUUCCCCUUCAGAGCCUGAAAAGGUGGUUCAGUUUGCUGUCCAAAAGCUGGGGGGACUGGAUUACCUGGUGUUGAACCACAUUGGUGUCACCCGUUUCCAGAUGUGGUCUGGAGAUGUGGCGUACACCCGCUGGCUCAUGCAGGUGAAUUUCUUCAGCUAUGUGGCGCUUGCAACAGCAGCUCUUCCCACCCUGGAGAAGAAUAAAGGCUCUCUGGUGGUUGUUUCUUCCCUCACAGGGAGAAUACCCACGCCCUUCACCACUUCAUAUUCUGCCACCAAGUUUGCACUGGAUGGAUUCUUCAGCUCGCUGCGCCAUGAACUCAUCAUGCAGAAGAGAAACAUCUCUAUCACGCUGUGCAUCCUGGGCCUGAUUGAUACCGAUUCAGCAUUAGCCAACACCAGGGGCAAAGUGCACCUAACUGCUUCUCCUGCUCCUGAAGCUGCCCUUGCCAUCAUCCGAGGGGGUGCCAUGCAGGUGCAGGAGGUUUUCUACCCAUGGCUGGUGACCUGGCUUCUGGGAGCACAGGCCUGUUGGCAGGUGUUUACUGACUGCACAGGACCUGUCAAAUCAGCUCUUCCUUGCUGGAAAUGCCAAGAUGGGUUGAUGAUUCCUGCACUGAAGGAAGAAGGUAGAGGGAAUUCUCCCCUAACGUUAUUCCUAUGGAUAUGUGUCAUGGCUUCUAAGUUCUAGCAGCCAAGAAAAAGCAGUCUCUGCUUGAAUCCUCCUGGGCUGGGAGGAAUAAAAGAUCCCGUGUGGGCUCCUUGGUGGCAGAGAGGAUGGUUAUUUUGUGUGGUGUUCCCGUCCGCAAUGCAUGAAUCUUGAAGGAAUUCUAAGUGCCUUUGAAAGCUGAACAUAUUGUAGAAACCGCUUAACAGGUUUGGAAUUUAUUGGAACAGCCUAUUGCUUAAAAACCAGGUUUGUCUAGGGGAUACAGAACUAAAAUGGAGUGUGCAGAGCCUUGCCAGUCGUAGUCUUUCUUCAAUUGUAGCUGGUCUUUUCCAAGGAGUGAAAAAAAGCAAGUUGAGGGGUACAUUCUGGCUGGUGAGAGGCUGCUUCCUGGGAAAGGGUCACUGCGUGCCCCACUCCUCCUUUGCUCGGUUGGCAGCGAGGUGCUAGACUAAGUACGUGCCUGUUCCGAGCUAAAUAUAAAAUCUUGGGUGCCUGCAAGAGAUGUCACUGCAGCUUCAGUUCUUAUUCUUGUUAGCGGGAAUAGUGUGUGGCACUUUUAGUCCUAAGUACAUUUUAUUCACAUCAUAGGAAGAGGCACCGAGUGUCUUCUUUCCUCUGUCCUUGCCGUUGACUGGAUGUUGACAUGACAAAGCUUUCUACGGAGCUGCAUGGAAAUAAGAACUCACCGCAAUUCACAAACUCUGGCAUUUGAACUCACCUUUCUAAAACAGCCACCUGCUCGCUUCUCGUGACAGUUUGCAGUACGCGCCUUGGCUCAGUCGCUGCAGAACUGUGUUGGUGCAGGGGCAAGGAGGCAUCAAAACCUGAGGUUGUCCCAGGCUGCAUUCUCUGCUCCUGUUCUGCUUUUCUCCAGCACCAUUGAACAGGGGUUUCCAAGCAGAAGAAAGGCCCAGGGAAACUGCUGUUUUUAAAGAAGGGGGGCUGAACCAUGGCCAUGGCAGAUGGUGUCGGUUCUCUACCAACCCCAAGCAUGUUCCUCAACUUCAGGGCAGAGAUAAGGAGUCUGGGCAUUUGCUUUCCUUUUUCCUGGUUCCGUGCAUAGCAUCAGGUGGGCUGGGCUCUGGCUCUCGAUGGAUUGAUUGAUUUCCGAUUGAUUUCCAUCAAGGUGCUGUUGAGAGAACCAGUUUUGUUCUCCCGGGUGUGAACAGAGUACGCAGGAAUUCUUAAAAAGCUCUCUGGUACCUGCACGCAGGAGCUGUGACCAGUUUGCGUUUGGCUCUGCUGGAGCUCGGCUGCUGAACUCGUGCGUUGCAGUUGGGCUAAUGUAAAUUCGCGUUUUGGGGCUCAUAUGCUGAAGACUGGCAUAAAAGUCCACAGACACUGCGGUGGUGAGAGCAAGGCAGGGUGCUGUUCUGGAGAACUCGGGCUCUGUC